Molecule: messenger RNA, 590 nt
Organism: Linum tenue
Lineage: Eukaryota; Viridiplantae; Streptophyta; Magnoliopsida; Malpighiales; Linaceae
Source: the annotation of a GenBank genome assembly
CUCAUCCCUUCCCCUCACUCUCUCCCACGUCCAUCUCUUGCUCUCUUCCUUUCACCUGGUUCCACCACCUCAAAAACCACCACCCCCUUUCAGAAACAAAGAGUGAAAGCUAGAAAGAAAAGCAUAUCAAGGAGAGGAAGAGGAAGAAGAAGAAGGAGGCAAAGGGGGUGCUGCCAAUUUCCGUCCAGCAGCGAGACAGCCUGUGAGAAGGACGAUUCCGGACAACCAAACCGUUGGAUCGUCCUGAUAUUUGUAGGUUGGGUUUAAUACUUCUUUGGAUACGAUUUGACCGUUGGGAUCAUCGAUAUGAUCUCUGGUUCAUCGAGGAAAGUCGCUGGACAGAAGGGGUGCGAUACUAUUUUUCUGUAGCAGGACAGCAGAUUAGAGGUAAGAUCCUGUGCGAAUCCGUCGUUGGAUCGUUCUAGAAAUUUGGUAUGAGGUUAAGUAUAGGUGGUUCUUCGAAUUGACCGUUCAGAAUGUAGUUUUGAUGUCGGAGUGGUCAGGAACAAUUGUUAGAAGAAGGAGAGUUGGUUUUAAAGUGAAAAGAAAGUUGUUGACAGUUUUGAAAUGUCAAGUUAAAAUGAUUGCUG